This is a messenger RNA of Oncorhynchus gorbuscha (pink salmon), 2169 nucleotides long. Its product is annotated as synaptic vesicular amine transporter-like. Gene Ontology annotation, molecular function: serotonin:sodium:chloride symporter activity; xenobiotic transmembrane transporter activity. The transcript is spliced from 16 exons. Lineage: Eukaryota; Metazoa; Chordata; Actinopteri; Salmoniformes; Salmonidae. The record is from RefSeq and is a predicted model, not a curated record. Gene Ontology annotation, cellular component: terminal bouton; synaptic vesicle membrane. Bases 34 to 1749 code for a protein of 571 amino acids. Gene Ontology annotation, biological process: aminergic neurotransmitter loading into synaptic vesicle; xenobiotic transport; transmembrane transport.
GCUCUAGGUGAGGAUGUUCAUGAUAAAAGUUGCAUGACGUCAAGGACCAGUCAAGAAACUAAAACGCCCUACACAUAUCGUUUCUUUCACCACGGUUUGCAGCAGCAAAGUGAUUUUUUUGCUAAUGUGCAUCUAAGAGCAAAUAUUUUUUCGCUCGCUCCUUUGUGGACUCAAAAAAUGGGAAGAUUAGACACUCUGAGAGAAUUUAAUUUAUUGUCAUGGAUGAGAGAGGAAAGACAAUCGAGGAAGUUGACCCUGGUCAUCGUUUUCAUCGCCUUGCUGCUGGAUAAUAUGCUUCUAACGGUGGUCGUCCCCAUCAUCCCCAGCUACCUAUACACAGUUGAUGAUGCAGCAGCCAACAUGGCCAAGAAUCACACCACGGCCUCCCCACACAACCCUUCUGGAACCUUCCAUACCAUCGUGUCCCUCUAUGACAACUCUGUCAGGGUAACCAGCGGGGGCCCAAUGGACUCCACACCCAUACCGUUGGAUCAGGCGCAGGCGGUCUCUCUUUCCACCUCGGCUCUCACACCCCACAACUCCACAGAGCCUGACUGCCCCAAAGCAGAUGACCAGCUUCUCAAUGAGAAUGUGAAAGUGGGACUACUUUUUGCCUCCAAGGCCACCGUACAGCUCAUCACCAACCCCUUUAUUGGGCCUCUCACCAAUAGAAUAGGAUACCAGAUCCCCAUGUUUGCCGGGUUCUGUAUUAUGUUCCUGUCAACCAUUAUGUUCGCCUUCUCAUCGAGCUACACUCUGCUGUUUCUGGCCAGAUCCCUGCAGGGUGUGGGCUCCUCCUGCUCCUCUGUGGCUGGGAUGGGGAUGCUUGCCAGUGUGUACACAGAUGACGAGGAGAGGGGAAAUGCCAUCGGGAUAGCACUGGGUGGUCUGGCCAUGGGCGUGCUGGUGGGCCCACCAUUCGGCAGCAUCAUGUAUGAGUUUGUGGGGAAAACGGCGCCUUUCCUCAUUCUGGCUGUUCUGGCUGUGCUGGAUGGAGCACUGCAACUGUUCAUUCUCCAGCCCUCAAAGGUGGAACCAGAGAGCCAGAAAGGGUCCUCACUUUGGAGCCUUAUUAAAGAUCCAUACAUACUUAUUGCUGCAGGAUCCAUUUGUUUUGCAAAUAUGGCCAUUGCAAUGUUAGAACCAGCGUUGCCUAUUUGGAUGAUGGAGACCAUGUGUCCAAGAAAAUGGCAGCUAGGCGUUGCCUUUUUGCCAGCCAGCAUCUCCUACCUGAUUGGAACGAACAUCUUUGGCGUCCUCGCACACAAGAUGGGGAGAUGGCUGUGCUCUCUCAUCGGGAUGGUCCUCGUGGGGGUUAGCAUCCUCUGUGUCCCUUUCGCCAAGGACAUCUAUGGACUGAUACUUCCGAAUUUUGGUGUUGGUUUUGCAAUUGGCAUGGUGGAUUCCUCCAUGAUGCCAAUCAUGGGAUAUUUGGUGGACCUGAGACAUGUGUCAGUCUAUGGCACUGUGUAUGCCAUUGCUGAUGUGGCUUUCUGUAUGGGCUUUGCUUUAGGUCCGUCCGCUGGAGGUGCCAUAGCGAAGAACAUUGGGUUCCCCUGGCUCAUGACCAUCAUCGGUGUCGUGGACAUCCUCUUCGCUCCCCUCUGCUACUUCCUCAGGAGUCCUCCUGGGAGGGAAGAGAAAAUGGCCAUCUUGAUGGACUCUAACUGCUCGAUGAAGACCCGAUCAUACUCAACACAGGGGAACACAGAGUACGAAGAGAUGGAGACAGAGUACGAUGAGUAUUAAAUGGACACCAGACAUGUAUGUUACCUUCCAGAGGAUCUAUUUUGUUGUACAAAAACAGAGAUACAAUGAUUAUUAUUUUUUAACAGCAAAGCUGUUUCGUUGUGAGUGUCCGUCUUCACUGUUCUGUGUCAUUGUUAUUGUACGACUAGAGCAAACCAAAGUUGUCAUUGCCCUUUGUUUAUUUUGAGCCAACAGCCUUAUCCAAUGGAAGUGGGGCCGUGUCAAAACAGGGUUUUCAUGGGCCAUAAUAGCAGACUGCUGUGAGUCAUAUUUACUGAAUAGUUCAGAUGAGGGUGGUAUUACACAGUCGUGGCCAAACGUUUUGAGAAUGACACAAAUAUUAAUUUUCACAAAGUCUGCCGUCUCAGUUUGUAUGAUGCCAAUUUGCAUAUACUCCAGAAUGUUAUGAAGAGUGACCAG